UGAAGAAGCUAAUAGGGAGGCGAGAAAAAAAUUGAUUUGUUUAUUUUUGGAUUCAGGUGCAGAUCCCAAUGCAGACGAUGGUCGACCUUUGGCAUUAUGUGUUACUAAUCAUAACCAGGAACUCAUGAGACUUUUACUGCAGAAAGGUGCAGAUGCGAAUUGUAGCAAUAGAUGGGCUGUAAGAAUAGCUACCGAUUGUGGAUAUAAGGAUAUGGCCAGAGAAUUAUACCGUAAGGCUAGGCUUUCUGAUGGAUUUACUAAUAACACCUCUAGUAAUGCUAGCAAUGUUGUUAAGGAUAUGGUUAAGAAAGUGAGCAUGCUAAGUAAAAGUGUUUCUUUUAGGAGAAAAAGUGAUGGGGAA
This is a messenger RNA of Racocetra persica, 361 nucleotides long. Lineage: Eukaryota; Fungi; Glomeromycota; Glomeromycetes; Diversisporales; Gigasporaceae. The record is from the annotation of a GenBank genome assembly.